Elephantulus edwardii (Cape elephant shrew) is the source of this 1022-nucleotide messenger RNA. RefSeq names its product abhydrolase domain containing 17C (gene ABHD17C). The transcript is spliced from 3 exons. Gene Ontology annotation, cellular component: plasma membrane; endosome membrane. NCBI's taxonomy places the organism in Eukaryota, Metazoa, Chordata, Mammalia, Macroscelidea, Macroscelididae. Gene Ontology annotation, molecular function: palmitoyl-(protein) hydrolase activity. Gene Ontology annotation, biological process: protein depalmitoylation. Bases 115 to 738 code for a protein of 207 amino acids. The record is from RefSeq and is a predicted model, not a curated record.
GGCGCGUGCAGCCUGCACCUCAGCGAGCGCGCCGACUGGCAGUACUCGCAGCGCGAGCUGGACGCCGUCGAGGUCUUCUUCUCGCGCACCGCGCGGGACAACCGGCUCGGCUGCAUGUUCGUGCGCUGCGCGCCCUCCAGCCGCUACACGCUGCUCUUCUCGCACGGCAACGCGGUGGACCUGGGCCAGAUGUGCAGCUUCUACAUCGGCCUGGGCUCGCGCAUCAACUGCAACAUCUUCUCCUACGACUACUCCGGCUACGGCGUCAGCUCGGGAAAACCCUCCGAGAAGAACCUCUACGCCGACAUCGACGCCGCGUGGCAGGCGCUGCGAACCCGGUAUGGUGUGAGCCCUGAGAACAUCAUCCUGUACGGUCAGAGCAUCGGGACUGUGCCCACAGUGGACUUGGCCUCGCGAUAUGAGUGCGCAGCGGUCAUCCUCCACUCUCCUCUCAUGUCUGGUUUGCGGGUAGCCUUUCCCGACACCAGGAAAACCUACUGCUUUGAUGCAUUCCCCAGCAUUGACAAGAUCUCUAAAGUCACCUCUCCUGUGCUGGUCAUUCACGGUACAGAGGACGAGGUCAUCGACUUCUCCCACGGCCUGGCCAUGUACGAGCGCUGUCCCCGAGCCGUGGAGCCCCUCUGGGUUGAAGGCGCUGGGCACAAUGACAUAGAGCUAUACGCACAAUAUCUGGAACGACUAAAACAGUUCAUAUCGCACGAACUUCCAAAUUCUUGAAGAAGACCACUUGAUUUUUACCUCAUUUACUGUGAACACAAGAGUCCUCCGUUUUGCACAUGCUUUAACUGGAUCGCCUGAUGGCCCUAAAGAGUGCCUGACUUUGAGGGCAGUCUAAUCAAAGAGCUGAGGGUGCCUCAGCCUUUUUUGUAUCUAGAGGUGGUUCUCCUAAUUCCCUCAACAUGUUAAACUCAGCAGGCGCGAUCUCCCGCUUCUUUAUUUUGUGGGGAUGGGGGUGAGAGCCGAAUUGGGGGUGGGGGGAAGCUUUCUCACGCUGUGCACAG